CAUGCCUUGGUUCUCUUCUUCUUUACCCUACGUUGUGCAACUGUUCGUGCUCUAUGUUUCAAUAGCAGGCUAUAACAUGGUUUUAUAUGCUUGAGCUGUUGUCAAGCCUAGUAUAUAUCCUUCGGUAAUCACAGUACCUGCAAAAUCCUUGGUCUAUUGACCACCCAUAUAUACAGUCGGCGCACAACCUUUACUGUGGAAAGAUGAUGAAGUUGCUGCCAUUCUGGCCAGCUUGAAGGAGUACCAGAGCAAAACUGCCUCGACUGUCGAACUGAGCUCGUUAGCUGAACUGCUGGGUAUAGCUCUGGCUGCUGGUAGAUCCCCGGGGUCCUAUCGUCUGUGAUGCCGACUAACCGGCCUCUACCUCGGCCGCGACGCCAUUCUUUGUCAAGUGGUGAUGAAUCUUUUCACCCACACCCGGCCAAAGCAGGCGAUCUUCCAAGACCGGACAGUAGGAGGCGGGCCCGUCUUCCCAGGUCCAAAUCCACGUCAAAUGUAUCUGACGCUCUUAGCCGCGCUCGAUGCACUGCCGAUAAUGAUACGAGCAAUGUGGCUCUUGAACAGGUAGAUAUAAGUGCGCUUCGUGAACUCGCCAGUGUUCUGAGAACAACGGGCCCACCACCUGACCGCCGCCCAACCCACGACGAUUGCCUCAGGCUUUCUGGUACUGGAGACCCGAGAAGGUGGUCCUUACAGUCACUCAGGCGGAAUAAGCGCAUAAAACCACAGAGGAAUUCUCUGCAGUCGCAUCUUCCCGAGAAUAUCGUUCCGGGCACUACAACUGAAGGAUACCGAUACAAUGCCAUUUCAACGCCGAUUCCAAAGAAGAAUAAUCUUGAUGGCCCAUGGUUUCGAUCACAAUACCCUGUCUUCUUACCAUCGCCACAAUCGCCCCCACGUCAUCACCUUUCCAGCCCUGGGAUAUGGCCAGAAAGGAGUUCUUCGAAAUCUGUGCACUUCUCGAAUACAGAGAAGCGAACCGGGGAUCCUGAAAGUUCAUCUCACCGAAGAUCACGACCUAUUGACAAAGAUAAUUCGCGGUCAAUGAGAGUCAGCACAGAUCUUCUGUUGAGAGCCAUGCUAAAUCCCGUAGAUGAAGGAAUUGAGCACGAUAUCGGUACCUCCUUGACGACGUUAUGUUCCCAAAGAGGCCUAGAAGAUGGGGAGAUGCAGGCCUUACCACGGGUAACAAUGGAUGAAGAUAAGAUUCAUGAAUUGAACGGCCCCGAGCGAGCUACUUCGAGUGAUAUAGUCAUAGGGACGGAGUCGUUGCUGGUUAAGACACCCAGAGAAUCUCCACACGCGUCUUCCGAAGGCAAAGGGCCGCCUUACCCACCACCCAGAUCCUCCCGACGACUCGCGAACAUAAAUGUCCAACCGGGUUUAGCAGUGCCGAAUGAAGAAAUGGCUCCCGAAUCGCCUGGUUUUCCAAACAUGCUGGCGACAUUGACCUUUCCUUGUCCUCCUAAAGGGUCACGGCCAUCGUCCCCUGCUAGUCCCAAUAGUACUGCUCCAUCUAUAGCAGAAAGCUUAAAGGUCCGCCCUAUAGUCCAACCGCGAACAUCUAGUAGGCACGCUACGUCGAUAUCAGCCCCUGCUGCCUCACUGAAUGAAAUUGUCAUGCAGAAACGGCCCGGUUCUCGACAAGUCGUGACUGACAGGCCGACAGACACUGAACCUGCCGAGCAUCCGACCUCAGUGGAUGUCGUUCAUGGUCAAGGGCCGAAUAAUGAAAUCAGCUCACUUCGACAACCUCAUGAGAAAAUAGUUGCGUCACCUUGCGGUGGGGUAGGAAAAUGCCAGCGAGAAUCGCUAGCCAGUCAGCUCACCGCUACUACCAAAUCUUCUCGACAGUCUACCUUGACUUAUAGCUCCUCUCGCUCGUCCACUGCAAGCGAGGUGAGCACUCAGAGCAAGACAACAAUUGUUGCUCAAAAGACGGAGACCGAAUCGACACAAACCUCCCAACUUAUUGAACCACCCACAUCUGAGAGAUGUACGAAUGCGAAAGAUAGGGAAUCCAAAACCACCUUUGCUAGCGAAGACGAUGUCGGACCAACUGAGAUAGACAACCCGGAUCUCUAUGAAAGGCAGUCGGACUUUGAAAGAUCCGACUCAGGCCUUUCAUCCACAUCGAACUCGAACAUCGAAGCUAAUUCGCAACCUAAAAGCAUUAUUGAAAGGCGUUUGGCAAGGAAGGCCAAAGUGCGCGAGUAUAAAAUGCGCGACCUGUCUCGGGCUGACACGAUUGAUUCCCCAGUUUUGGGGUAUUUCCCAGCUGCUUUACCGGGGCCUUCAACUUCCUUUCAUAGCUCACGGAGGCCAUCAACAUUAAGCGUGGCAACUACUAUAAGUGAGGCGUCGAACGAGACUCCUCAGAAUAUCGAUAUCACGUCGCAUACGGAUCUUACUCGUGAGCUUCCGUUGCAAGAACGAAGCUCUACGGAGACUACUACCAGGGCAUCGCGCACAAUGAGCGCUCAGUUGACAAUGUCUGCGGUGAAUGCUACUGAAAUAGAACCGAUAUAUCCCCCGACGCCACACUGGCAUACAAGUGGCAUUACCAUGUCCCCCAUAAUGAUUGUCGCUGAUGUAGAGUCGCGACCGGGUUCACCCACACUGCGAUUCUCGACGUUGGCACGACCAGAGCAGUCCAGUCCCAGAGUGAGGUUGAAACCGCUCAAAAUAAGCCCGCACUCGCGGCAAAAAUCUCUUUCUGUGACGAUAAGUCGAAACCCAACGACUGGUGCGAUUGAGCGCAGUUCCUCCGUCCCUAUUGAUACUCGGUUCAAUCGGCGUAGUCUUAUGAUCAUGCCGACGCCUCCUAUGUCGCCUGAAGUUUCACAAGCAUCAAAACGUUUAUCGUUGCCGCCGGUGCCAUUCAAUCUCCCCGUCACACCGCGGGAAAGAACGCCGCCUUCUAGAUGCCAAGAGUGGCAAUCUUCGCAGACGACAGAACAGGGAAUAGAAGGUAGCUUGCGAAGUACCACACUGAAAGAAAGAGUCAUGAGAGAGAAACUCCAGAAGGAGAAGGAGAUCACGGACAUUGUUGCCAAGACAGUGGGACCGCCUCAAAAGCAGGCGGUAGACAGCGACGAGCUGGGCCCGUUGUCGCUCGAGCAGAACAAUACAGAAAGCCUUGAGAAGCGUCUCAAGCGCCUCGAAAGGAAUAAUGACGCAUGGCUGUCUGCUAUGAAGCCCCUGCUGGAAGCGAUGGCCAGAACUCUUGAUGAUAUGCGGGUAGACGAAAAAUCUAGUAGCCUGCGAAUGAGCGACUUUGUCAUCGACAUGGAGGCUGAGGCAAGACGGGUGUCACACAGUCGACGCGGAGAGAAAGAGUACCCAUCGACAGCAUGGCAACACUUGAACAAGUUGGAGCCAAAAGGGAGUAGAACGAGGGAUGCCCUGGGGACUUCUGGCUCAACGCCUCUAAGCCCUGUUCCGCAGGAGCUCGAUGAUUCCCCUACAGUAGACAGCGGAGCUGUGCCAGUGCCGUCGACGGUAGUAGCUUCACUUGACAAGGCAGGAGAGCCUGGGGACUGGUCUGACCUCGACCCGCUUAUCCGGGAGUUGAGCAAGCCUCGCAAAUCCCGAGAAUUGCAGGAAGCCAGCGGGAGCUACAAGUCCAACGCUCUCAGUCCACUCAUGCGUGAAUUAAUGAAUGCCUCGGAGCUGUGCACGGAAGAAGUCACGGAUGUUCGUUGAGGGCUGGCUAUCGGGUGUAUGUAAUGGAAUGGUGGUAGUAGGAUAAAUGCACCUACAAAAUAAUAUGGGGGUGAUUCUGAGGCAAAGCGAGGCGCUUGUGGCUACAGUCGAUCUGGGAGACAAGAUGUGACGCCGAUUUUCGAAGUAAUCCAGAUAGUAAUACCACGGACUGGAUAGAGUGGUUUGCAUGGGGAGCUGGGCUGGGUACCCUGGGCGAGAGAGUCCUUCAGAGAGCCCCUUUGCGAAUAAUGACGUUGCGGGGGGGAGGGAGGACCUUGGGAGACACUCGAAUAUCAUCAUCUUCCUCCACUCUCUAGCAGUUACUGUCACAAGUGCUCUGUUUUGAUAUACGUUUUGAUAUACCUAGGCUGGCGAGCUGGGCACUGAAGUAGGCGCAUCACAGAAUAAUUGUCGGCCGAUUGUAAAAGUUAUUUAGGUAAAGAUAAACCUAUUAUCUACCUAAUCCAUCAUAUGUAGUCCAUGAAGACUGCGUUCAAUACAGGGGCAGCAGGCAUACGUAUGUAACUGUAGGUAUACCUACCUAUAUACACC
This is a messenger RNA of Xylaria bambusicola, 4257 nucleotides long. RefSeq lists its product as uncharacterized. The record is from RefSeq and is a predicted model, not a curated record. The coding region runs from base 343 to 3705 and encodes 1120 amino acids. NCBI's taxonomy places the organism in Eukaryota, Fungi, Ascomycota, Sordariomycetes, Xylariales, Xylariaceae. The transcript is spliced from 3 exons.